AUGUUUAUCCUGAGGCGGACCGCACUGGGUGCUUUAAAUACCUCCAAGCCUUUUUGGCGGUCGAAACCGUUGGAAUAUGGCGGAAAACAUGCUUUCGCAGCUCAUCGCCAAAUUCAUGCAUCAAGCAUCCUCCGGACCUACGAGGAGGAGAAGGCAGUUCUGGAUGAAAUGGCCGUUACUUUGACAGAUGAGGACCGAACUACCUCGAGGGGUUUGCGUAACAUUGGUAUCUCGGCUCAUAUCGACUCGGGUAAAACUACUUUCACAGAGCGAGUUUUGUUCUACACAGGACGGAUCAAGGCUAUCCACGAGGUUAGAGGUCGUGACAAUGUUGGUGCCAAAAUGGACUCCAUGGACUUGGAGAGAGAAAAAGGUAUUACAAUUCAGUCGGCUGCUACAUACUGUUCGUGGGACAAAGAUGACCAGCAAUACCGUUUCAACUUGAUUGAUACUCCGGGCCAUAUCGAUUUCACCAUUGAAGUUGAACGUGCGCUGAGAGUUCUGGAUGGUGCCGUGCUAGUGGUGUGUGCUGUUUCUGGUGUUCAGUCUCAGACAGUCACUGUGGACCGUCAGAUGAGAAGGUACAAUGUUCCCAGAGUCACUUUCAUCAAUAAGAUGGAUCGUAUGGGUGCAAAUCCGUUCAAGGCCAUCGAACAAAUCAAUAAGAAGCUCAAGACCCCGGCAGCUGCUCUUCAGGUUCCUAUCGGCUCAGAGUCCAAUUUGAAGGGUGUUGUGAACAUCAUCGACCGCGUUGCUUUGUACAAUGAAGGUGCUAAGGGUGAACAAAUUGUCACCGGUCCGGUUCCAGUUGAACUGAACGACCUUGUUGAGGAAAGAAGAGCGAUGCUCAUUGAAACUUUGGCAGAUGUUGAUGAUGAAAUAGCAGAAAUCUUUUUGGAAGAGCAGACGCCUUCUGUUGAACAGAUCAAAGCUGCUAUUCGCAGAGCGACUAUUGCUAGAAAGUUUACCCCUGUACUUAUGGGUUCAGCGCUGGCCAAUAGAAGCGUGCAGCCCGUACUUGAUGCCAUUGUCGACUAUCUACCAAACCCAUCUGAGGUUCUUAAUACUGCGCUCGACGUGUCCAAAAACGAAACCAAGGUCAACUUGGUUCCCUCCGUCAAGGAGCCCUUUGUCGGUUUAGCCUUCAAGUUGGAAGAAGGAAAAUACGGUCAGUUGACCUACAUCCGUGUCUACCAAGGACGGUUGAAGAAGGGCGGGUACAUUACGAAUGUUAAGACUGGCAAAAAAGUCAAGGUUUCCCGUCUUGUGAGAAUGCAUUCCAAUGAUAUGGAAGAUGUUGAUGAAGUUGGUUCUGGUGAAAUUUGUGCUACAUUCGGUAUCGACUGUGCCUCUGGUGAUACUUUCACUGAUGGUACACUGGACUAUUCAAUGUCUUCGAUGUAUGUCCCAGAUGCUGUCAUAUCGCUCUCCAUCACCCCAACGACUAGGGACUCGACAAACUUUUCUAAAGCGUUGAAUCGUUUCCAGAAAGAAGACCCCACUUUUAGAGUACGCUUUGAUGCAGAGUCUAAGGAAACGGUUAUUUCAGGCAUGGGUGAAUUGCAUUUGGAGAUUUACGUUGAGAGAAUGAAGCGUGAGUACAAUGUCGACUGUGUUACGGGGAAGCCUCAAGUCUCUUACAGAGAGUCCAUCACUAUUCCAGCGGAAUUCGAUUAUACUCACAAGAAACAAUCUGGUGGUGCCGGUCAGUACGGUAGAGUUAUGGGAUCUUUGAGCCCUCUGGAAGGAUCAAAUGGGAACCAGUUCGAAACUGCAAUUGUUGGUGGACGUAUUCCUGAUAAAUACUUGGCUGCCUGUGGUAAAGGUUUCGAGGAAGCUUGUGAAAAGGGACCCUUGAUUGGCCACCGCGUCUUGUCUGCUCACAUGCUGAUCAACGAUGGUGCUAUUCAUGCGGUCGAUUCCAACGAAUUGGCUUUCAAGACUGCGACCAUGGCGGCAUUCAAGCAAGCAUUUUUGGAGGCCAAACCCGUUAUUUUGGAGCCCGUUAUGACGGUGACAGUGACGGCGCCUAACGAAUUUCAAGGUAAUGUGAUCAGUUUGCUAAACAAGCUUCAAGCGGUCAUCCAAGACACCGAGAACGGUCAAGAUGAAUUCACCAUCGGCGCGGAAUGUUCGCUCAACACCCUUUUCGGGUUCGCCACGUCGCUGAGAUCUUCGACCCAGGGUAAGGGUGAGUUUUCUCUCGAGUUCAAACACUAUUCUCCCACAUCUCCUCACUUGCAGAAACAAUUGAUCUCUGAGUUCGAGAAAAAACAGCAACAAAAGAAGUGA
Molecule: messenger RNA, 2292 nt
Organism: Lachancea sp. 'fantastica'
Lineage: Eukaryota; Fungi; Ascomycota; Saccharomycetes; Saccharomycetales; Saccharomycetaceae
Source: the annotation of a GenBank genome assembly